Molecule: messenger RNA, 4718 nt
Organism: Antechinus flavipes (yellow-footed antechinus)
Lineage: Eukaryota; Metazoa; Chordata; Mammalia; Dasyuromorphia; Dasyuridae
Gene: CCDC116
Product: coiled-coil domain containing 116
Exons: 4
Coding region: 229-4665 (1478 amino acids)
Cellular component (GO): centrosome
Source: RefSeq, a predicted model, not a curated record
CAAGGCUGCUGGCGCUCGCUGCGGAGGUCUCAGAACCUCUGCAGGCUGUGCGGGAGCGGGGCGAGGCGAGCGCGAAGAGUGGGAAGGGAGCCGGGCUAGCCGGCCCAGCCGAGCCGGAGCCGCUGCCCCCCGCAGAGCUGCCGCAGCCGAGCACCGAGGCGUUUGGCCAGCGAGAGCUGGAGACCGAGCUGCAGCCCGAGAAGGUCGGCCCGGGAGCCCAGACCGGAGAUGGAGGGCGAGCUGAGCUCGAGCCAGGAAAGCCCUGGGGUCCACACACCGCAAGGCUCCAUCACCCAGUCGUCAUGGACUUCCCAAGUGGAGGGCUCGCCCGCCACCUCUCUGCUCCAGUCCGCGCGCGGUUCGGAGACUCUCCGAAGCUCCAUCCUCGACCUGUACUCGCGGGGCUCCGAAAUGAGGACCUCCAAGGACUCUGUGAUCGCUCCGCGGGGCUCCGAGCCGUGGACUCCGCGGGGCACCGAGCAGUGGACUCCGCGGGACUCCGAGCCGUGGACUCCGCGGGGCUCCGAGCAGUGGACCCCGCGGGGCUCCUCCUACAAGCGAAGCUCAGUGGACUGGGGUGCCCAGCGAUCCUCGGUCACCACCUUGCGCUCCUCCGAGGCUCGCGAGUCGCGGUCCUCCGAAGCUCGCGAGUCGCAGACCUCCUUCGGCCAAACCACCACUAUGACUGGAGGCGAGCAGCCCUCGCAGAGCUCCAGUGGCCAGGGCUCAGGGACCUCCAUCCGUCGGGUCUCGCAGAGCCUCCUCACCACGGAGGCCCAGACUUCCCUGAGCCAGAGCUCAGUCAGGACCUCCCUCCCUCUGGGCUCCCAGAGCAACGUCGUGAUCCAGGACGCCGAGACUUCCAUCCCUCAGACCUCCGAGACCGACAAUAUCGCUCAGACUCUGGAGACCCAGGCGUCCCGCAGCAGCGAGGGCUUGGGCCCCGUCUACUACAAGAGCUCUGGGGGCGGUCACCGUCACCACUCAGGUUACUUGGCGGACGAUGAAGGCACCCUGAAGCAUUCGAAGUUUCAGGUACACAAGAGGCCGGCGUUUGCCAAUAUGGGACCCGUGGGCAGAGUGCAUGGUUUUCUGCGGCCCCCCUGUCCAUUAUACGUUCCCAUGCCUCCCCGGGCCCACGGCCACAAGAAGCCCCCCAAGUCAGAACCCUUCUCUGAAUUCUUGGACUUCCUGGCCACGGGCCCCAUCCUAGACAGCCUCCAGGUAGUGAUGGAUGAGGCAACCAAGAAAAUGACCCAGAUGCACACAGAGACUGGUCUGCCCCUGUUCGACGUGGAUAAGGGCCCCAGUCGGAAGGCGAGGGAGCAGAGGGAUGCCAUAGAAGUCGCUCGGAGACUCCGGAGGGGCCGCCCUCGCCUGUAUGCUGCCUUCCCUAACAAUUACCCAUCAAGCUCCAGUUCCGAAUCCAACUUCUACUACGGCAGAGAUGAGUGCAAGGGGCACUCUCACGGCCAUGGCCGAGGUCCCCUGGGCGGAAUCUUCAUGAAUCCUCCGUGGCUGCACACCAAGGUCUCCCGCUUUCAGCCGCGGAAUCCUCUGGCCCACCUCCCACCCAUCCCAGAGAAGUUUCAGAUAGAAAAAAAUUUGAAGCACGUUUUUCGGAAGAAAGGGAAAAACCCCGUGACUUCUCGCAGAGAGGACUUCUUCUUCUGGAAGAAGUCUUUGGACCCAGUGGACAUGGUCUGGUCCAAAGAACAGAGGCUGGAGUGGCUGUCCAAGCUCCUGGAACCCGUCCGAAAAAAGUCUUCCGAGAUGCCCAGCCUGCUGGAGAUCUUCAACGCUUUGGACAAAGUCAGCAGGACCAAGAUUGGGGAGCCCCCGCGAGCCACAAGCAGCACGGCCUGGAAGCCCUGCCCAGCGCAUAUGCCCUGCACGCCCCGGAUGCCCUGCACGCCCCGGAUGCCCUGCACAGUCCACAUGGCCAGCCAGAUUCGGAUGCCCUGCUCGUCCCGGAUGGUCAACUCAGCCUGGAUGCCCUGCAUGCCCCAGAUGGCCAGCCCGCCCGGGAUGCCCGGCCCGACCAGGAUCUCCUGCUCGACCCAGAUGCCCCCCCCAACCCAGAGAUCCUGCUCGACCCAGAUACCCAGCCCACCCCAGAGAUCCUGCUCGACCCAGAUACCCAGCCCACCCCAGAGAUCCUGCUCGACCCAGAUGCCCAGCCCACCUGAGAUAGAUUGCUCGACCCAGAUGCCCAGCCUGCCCCAAAUGCCCAGCCUGACCCAGAUGCCCAGCCCACCCCGGGUACCCAGCCCGCCCCGGGUGUCCAGCCCAUUGCAGAUACCCAGCCCAGUCCGAUUGCCCAGUCCAUCUUCCAUUCCCAGUCCUCCGUCACUCCCCUGCCUGGCCAACAAGUCCUCCCAGACAGAAUGGGCCUACUUCAAAAGGUCCAGUUCCCUGAAGCCCAUCCCCGUGAGCCGGAGCAGCGUCAUGGAAAAGGGCAUGCAGACGGAGACCCGGGCCUCCAAGGACAAGCCCAGCUGCAUGGAGCAGGAGCUGGACUUCAUCAAGGAGGAGCUGGAGAGGGAGCUCCUGGAGCUGCUGCUGGGCUCCCUGAACCCGAAGUCGUCGUCGUCCUCCUCCUCCUCCUCGCUGAAGGCGCCCGCCUACGACUGCGCCAAGGAGCCCUUCCACACGCUGGACUUCCUGGCCGAGCACCAGCUCUUCCCGGCCCUGCAGGACGUGGUGAGCCAGGCCGUGGUCCGGCUGAGCCUGGCCCGGCGCAGGAACGGCGUCCCGCUCUUCCCCGCGCUGCAGCGCUACUUCAGCCAGGCCCGGCAGCAGUGCCAGCAGCAGCAGCAGCAGCAGCCGCUGCCGCAGGAGGAGGAGGAGGAGGAGGAGGAGGAGAAGGCGGCCAGCCCCACGAACCCCAAGCGCUGGGAGCACGUCACCCACAAGUCCGUCUGGUACCUCCCCGAGGUCACCAUCAAGGAGGAGGCCAAACCGAUCAUCACCCAGCCCUUCAACACCAAGGAGAAGCGGGCCCUGUUGUCCGUGACCAUGCCCAUACACAGCGCCACCUCGGCCCGGAUGCAGCGGGAAAAGGCCCAGGCCGAAGCCAGGGCCCUGGCAGAGGCCAAGGCCCAUGCCCAGGAGGUCAGAUCCCUGUCUCACAUCAAAGCCAGAGUCCGAAGAGACUCCGAGAGUAUGAGAAAGGCCAGGUACCAGAAGUUGAGCAAAACCCUCAAGAAGCUGCCCCCUGAAAUCUCUCCCAAGUCCCACAAGUCCCUCAUGUCUCACUUCUCACUCCUCAACCCCAAGAAGGAGUAUAUGAUUCAGUUCCUCAUGGACCAAGCCAUUAAACUUCUCCUCUACAAGUACAACUACGAGAAGACCCUGGCGGAGAGGCUCGGCUUCAUCUCCUUCUCCGUGGCCGACACCCUCAUGGACCUCAUCAUCGGCUUCAAGAAAGUCAAGGGCCCAAGUAUACACCUCAAUUCCCAGAUCAACUGGCCCUGCGUGCUGGACAAGCUGGAGGCAGCUGAGCGGGCUUCUCUCCUGGAACCCCUCAAGAAGAAAACUGGCAUCCCAGGUGUCAGUGUCAGCCCCAGCGCCGGUGCUGGCACCGGCACUGGCACCACCACCACCACCUCCUCCUCGUCCAGCCGCCAUUCUUCUCGGCUGUCCCCCAAGUCUUCCCCCAAACCCUUUCUCAGCCGGUACUCACCGCUCUCGCAGAGGACCUCGUCCCCCUUACGGAGGGUCUCGUCCCCCUUUCGGAGGGCCUCGCCCCCUUCGCGGAGGGCCUCGCCCCCCUCGCGGAGGGCCUCGCCCCGCUCUUCCAGGCCCUCCAUGGUGCCAGAUAGCUCCCACAGGAUGUCCUUUCCCACCACGAGCGUGUCGUCCUACCUUCCGGUUUCCGAGAGCCAAAGUCGGGAGUCCAAGAUUUUGUCCAAAGAACUCUCGGUGGAUUACUCCAGAAGAACAUCAUCCAAAGUCUCCAGGCCCUCCGAAACGACAGGGACUUACUUUGAGGACCAUGAUGAAGAAGAAUAUGAAGCAGCGGAUGAGUAUGAGGAGGGGGUUGAGUAUGAGGAGGGAGAUGAGUAUGAGAGUGUUGAACAAGAGAGAGGUGAGGAAGAGAGUCAAGAAUAUGAAGAAAAGGAGGCUGAAGAGGAGGAGGAGGAGGAGGAGGGUGAAGAAUAUGAGGGUGAAGAAUAUGAGGGUGAAGAGUAUGAGGGUGAAGAAUAUGAGGGUGAAGAUUAUCAGGUGGUGUAUGAUCAGGUAUACGAUCAGGUAUACGACCAGGUAUACGAUCAGGUAUACGAUGAGGAAUACGAGGGUGAGGAGGAAGAACACAAGGUCGUCGAGGAGGAGGAGGAGCAUGAGCAAGAGGAGGAGGAGCAUGAGCAAGAGGAGGAACAUGAAGUGGAGCAAGAGGAUGAGGAGGAGGAGGAGGAGGAGGAGGAAGAGGAAGAGGAGGAAGAAGAAGAGGAGCAUGAGGAAGAGGAAGAAACUAUAGAUAAGGUGUAUGACUUUGAGGUUGAAAGUAAACCUGAGGGCGUGGGGGACUUUGAGGAUUUUGAUUUCCUGUAUAUGCAAAAUGGGGAGGAUGUUGAACAGGAAAACAGUAUAGUGUUCAAGGACAUCUAUCAGACCUCUGAGGAUACUGAGCGGGAAAGGGCCUACGAGCAGGAAAUGGCCUAGAAGUCUCUGCCAGCUCUCCUUGCCCCAUCCCACUGUUCCUAAUAAAGUUAUUU